Molecule: messenger RNA, 3000 nt
Organism: Aspergillus terreus NIH2624
Lineage: Eukaryota; Fungi; Ascomycota; Eurotiomycetes; Eurotiales; Aspergillaceae
Gene: hir1
Product: putative histone transcription regulator Hir1
Exons: 3
Coding region: 1-3000 (999 amino acids)
Biological process (GO): chromatin remodeling; regulation of DNA-templated transcription; DNA-templated transcription
Cellular component (GO): HIR complex; nucleus
Molecular function (GO): protein binding; nucleosome binding
Source: RefSeq, a predicted model, not a curated record
AUGCAUAUUAUCAAGCCCGUUUGGCUCACCCACGGGGGUAAGUUGGUCGUGCACGAUUCCUCGAGUUCCUGGCAUGGUCCACUAACUCCUACUCUUCUUUCUACAGGCGAACGGAAAGACUUCGAGGUCUACAGUUGCGACGUUUCCCCCGAUGGAAGUCGCCUCGUCACCGCCGCUGGAGAUGGGUAUGUGAGGAUAUGGUCUACUGAGGCCAUUCGCAACACGGACGACUCGUCCCAGAAGCCAAAACAACUGGCGUCCAUGAGCAAUCACUCGGGAACGAUCCAUACCGUUCGAUUUUCGCCAAACGGUAAAUACCUCGCAUCUGGCGCCGAUGACAAAAUCGUCUGCAUUUAUACCCUGGACGCGAACCCUCCAUCGCACUCGACGUUCGGCUGGUCAUACGAUUCAUCGAUCUUGGUGUCUGUUGGGUUGGAUUCGAAAGUGGUCGUGUGGUCGGGACAUACGUUCGAGAAACUCAAGACGCUAUCCGUACACCAAAGUCACGUCAAAGGCAUCACUUUCGAUCCGGCCAACAAAUAUUUCGCUACCGCUAGUGAUGACCGCACCGUGAAGAUCUUCCGCUUUACCUCUCCAGCUCCCAACUCGACCGCUCACGACCAAAUGAACAACUUUGUCCUCGAAACGACCAUCUCCGCGCCCUUCCAAAACUCUCCCCUUACAGCCUAUUUCCGCCGAUGCUCCUGGUCGCCUGAUGGCAUGCACAUUGCUGCUGCCAAUGCCGUGAACGGUCCGGUCAGUUCGGUAGCGAUUAUCAACCGUGGCUCCUGGGAUGGAGAUAUCAACCUCAUCGGGCACGAAGCCCCCGUCGAGGUCUGUGCGUUUUCGCCGCGACUCUACUCCACUCAGCCGCCGAACAAGCAAACACCCGAUAACCAGGGACAAGCGGUUACUGUGAUCGCGUGCGCCGGUGGCGACAAGUCUCUAAGUAUCUGGAUCACCACGAACCCACGACCGAUCGUCGUCGCGCAGGAGCUAGCUGCGAAGUCGAUUUCGGACCUGGCGUGGAGCCCGGAUGGCACAUGCCUCUAUGCGACAGCCUUGGAUGGCACGAUUCUCGCUGUCCGAUUCGAGGAUGGUGAUUUGGGUUAUCCGAUGGCCAUGGAGGAGAAUGAGAAGUCGCUCACCAAGUUCGGUACCAACCGCAGAGGCGCGGGCAUCACCGAGACUACAGACGGUCUACUCCUGGAGGAGAAGAGCAAGGCCGGUGAACUUAAAGGUGUGGAGGGCAGAAUGGGUGCGCUGAUGGGUGACGGUCAUGCGAGCGCAGAGGCUACUGUGAAUGGCAAAGCAUUAUCAUCUAACGGCGCCGCUCCUGCUCAGGGAACCUCACCUACGGCAGAUGCACAGAAGACACAGACGAACGGGACAACAACCCCGGCAGCCCAGGAAGCCGACAAGCCCGAUCCAUAUCAGGCGAAGCUGGAAAGACUGAAGCAACGACCCACGUAUACCAAGGACGGGAAAAAGCGCAUCGCUCCUCUCCUGGUGUCUGGCGCAGGAGCUGCCGAGUCGUCUCUGCCACAGGCACGGUUGAUGGCGUCGGUCAGCAGCCAAGUGAAGGCUGACACACCACAAUCUAUCGUCGACCUGUCGAAGCCUUUUGAUGGGUUACCGAAAGGCGGCCUGGCAGCACUUCUCUUUGGUAAUAAGCGCAAGCUUGCCCAACUAGAAGGAGACGAGGAUGGUCAUGUCGAAAAGCGGGUGGCUUUAGCAAGCCAGAAUGGCGCAACUCCCAUCAUGGCUAACACUCCCGAUGGCCUUCUGCCGGCACAGCCUCAACCGCCUGCUACCGGCCAGCAGCAGACACCGGAAUACAUUCGGCCAGCUGUGACAAAUCCCUGUAUGGCAAUCAGCCAGCUUCGCCUGGCGGUUCCGAAAGUCCGCAGCCAAAUUGUACGCGCUAUUGACUCGACCGGCAAGCCCACCGAGCCGCCCGGUGCGUCAAGCGAGGCGAACAAGUCUCGCGUGGAUCUGGUCUUCGAAGCACGCAAUCCAUCGCCCGCUAGCCUGACCGGCCGAGCGGUGGACCGGGAGCCAGUCCGCCUCACGCUCUUCCGUGGCGAACAGCCUCUGUGGCAGGAUUUCCUUCCGCGAACCGUGCUCUUGGUCACUGGUAACCAGAGCAUGUGGGCAGCCGCCUGUGAAGAUGGCUCAGUCUACAUUUGGACUCCAGCCGGCCGUCGCCUUGUCAGUGCGCUGGUUCUCGAGGCGCAGCCGGUGAUCUUGGAGUGUAACGGGCCGUGGAUCCUCUGUAUAUCAGCGGUAGGCAUGUGCUACGUGUGGAACGUGAAGCAUCUCUCCUCACCACACCCGCCUAUCUCGCUCCAACCCGUCCUUGAUGCGGCAGUUCACACAUUAGGCGCUCACCCAUCCAGCGCACCGGCGAUUACCAACGCGCGGAUCAACUCUGAGGGGCGGGUGAUCGUCGCAUUGUCCAACGGUGAGGGGUACGCCUACAGUCCGUCCAUGUACACGUGGCAGCGAAUGUCGGAAGCCUGGUGGGCAGUGGGCAGUCAGUACUGGAACACCACCGAAGCACCAGUGGGCAACCUCCAGUCUACGGACUCGCAGGACAAAGAUGCCAAGGCGGCGGUGUCGGCAGGCAUCAUCCCGUUCCUCGAGCGCAACACGACCAACGAGACGCUCCUCCGUGGACGCGCGUACUUCCUGCAGCGACUGAUCAAAGUCCUGCUCUCCCGCGAGGGCUAUGAGAGCUUCGAGUCCAGUGUGUCCAUCGCGCAUCUAGAGAACCGACUGGCUGCCGCACUGUCCCUAGGUGCCAAGGAGGAGUUCCGACUCUACCUGUCGAUGUAUGCCAAGCGAAUUGGGGCCGAGGGGUUGAAAAACAAGGUGGAAGAGCUGCUCAAAGGCUUGAUUGGGGGCAAACACCGGGAUCUCCAGCGAGUGACGGUGCCGUAUGCGAAGUUGCUAGGCGUGGUAGACGAGUCGGAGGCAGGGGAUGCCAUGGAGACGUAA